GUCUGUCUUCCAGGUUUACCUCCUUGUCUAGGUCAUGACCUCUUUGAGGGAAUUGUAUCUUAUGACCUGGCAUUGUACCUGAAAUAUUUAAUUAAGAAAAAGGGAUGGUUCACUUACUCCACUUUGAACAGGCGCAUUAAACAGUUCAAAUAUUGUGACUCUGAUGCCUCCUCGAAGCCGUGUGAAGUCACUUAUAACGCAGCAAAGCUCUCAGGACAGGCUACGCAGAACUGGAACCUUCUAAGGCUGUUGCCCCUCAUUAUUGGCGACAAAGUACAAGAUACAGCAGAUGAUGUGUGGCAGUUGACUCUCCAGCUGAAAGAUACUGUAGAGUUGAUAUGUGCUCAGAAAAUUUCUUUGGCUCAGAUUGCAUAUCUUGACGUUGUUAUUCAAGAGUAUUUGGAGACAAGAAAAGCGCUUUUCCCACAAUGUAAUCUAAAACCAAAGCACCAUUAUUUACGCCACUAUCCAGCUCUGAUUAUAAAAUUUGGACCCUUGAUUAGACUAUGGACAAUGCGUUUUGAAAGUAAGCACAGUUAUUUCAAGAGGUGUGCUAGACAUUUGAAGAAUUUCAAAAAUCUCUGCCUCACCCUCUCUGAAAGACAUCAGAUGUUGCAGGCUUAUGUUUCAGCAGGCCAAAGCGGUCAGACUAUCUUACAGAUUAAGUCUGGUUCUCCUUUUUACUCAACAUUAUACAGUAAAUCAAUUCAAGAUGCAGUUAGGCAGUUUGACUUCACUGAGACCAACACAAAUGUCUCAUUUGAAAUACUCUACAAGGGAACGUCUUACAAAAAAGGCCAAUUUCUUGUAACAGGGAGCAUGGAGGCAGUGGAGUUUGGUGAACUACAGCUUAUAUUGAUAAAUAAUGAAACUGUCCAUGUUCUGGUCUCGGUGUAUAUAGCAGAAUUCCUUCCCGAGUAUCACAUGUACUCUGUUAGGAAAGAUGAUGAAAAGAUGCAGUGUCUAAACAUCUGUGACUUGAUAGAUUUCUAUCCAUUACCAUCUUACAUAAAGAAUGGAAACAAAAUGGUUCCACUGAAACACAGUGUGCUGUCACAUUAAACCGGGGUUUUGAAAAGUUAAGUCCAGGACCCAUUUGCAGCCUUUUGACUGUUUUUCUUUUCUUUUAUCUUUUGCCAAUGACGAUAAUCCCCUAAUGAAACAGUUUUACUAAUCCAGCAUGACUGAUGGAGUCUUUAGUUUUAAUUAAGGCAAAAUGAAUGCAGAAAACAUUAACUAUUACCACAAAACAUUGCCUACACAUUUAAAAGUUUAAAGUAUCAAAACUUUUUGCAUUCUCUUGUGAGGACCACAUGUAUCCAGCAAGCCCUGCUGCACCCAGAUUUACUUUGAAUGAAUUUAUUCAAUUUUGGAGACCUUUAAAAUGUCCAUAGUGGAUCACUUUUUCUCAGUUGAGUAAGAAAAACUGAUUAGUUUUUCUUUUUAGCCUCUUUUUUUCUAUCACUUUUUUUCUUUGGCCCUUCACUUCUUUCAACUUCAAUAUUUUGCACCUUAGGACAGAAGAUAUGGAUGAUGACUCCCGAAGCCUCACACGCAGGGUUAUUUAUGAGGGGUUGGCAGAUCUCCCAGUCUCAACUCUACAGACUUUGGAGGACACACUAGAAUCUUUGGGGGUGGAGACCAAUGAAGAUUUUCAGUAUAUUAAUGAAAAUGAUCUGAGAUCUGUACUAACACCAAUUCAAGCAAGGAAGUUACUGAAAGCUUCGAAACAAACCACACAGACCAGUGGAAUUUCCAGUGAGCCAUCUCUGUCGUUGUCAUCUCCUUCUACAACCAGCACAUCGUCUGCCUCUUCAUUUUCUAUACAUUCCACGCCAGUAGAUUGGGUUGACACUUUUCAAAUUCCUUGGAACAGGUUUCCAGAGAACUUGAUUGAGUGUUUUGAGAAUGAGGCAAGGCCGAAACCCCACCUUCGAAGAGAAAUGAUUCGGAUUGUUGUUGCUUCAAUGAUGGAGGUGUGUGCUUCUCCUCGCAAGCAAGAAACCACAGAAGUGGCGAAAAAAUUGAUAGCAAAAUAUCCACUUUCACUCCAAGAUAUUAUUGAAGGUGAUAUAGUGGGCCCAGGGUAUUAUUCACUCGUCAAGCAACUACAAAAUCGUAUAGAAAAUUUGAGACGGGUUUCAAAACCAAAAAUAAGGAAGCGUAAAAACAUGUUAGAUGAAGAUGGCACAGUCCCACCAGAGCAAAAUGCAGCUGUUCAGGACAUUUACGGUUGUAUAAAGUGGGACAUGGAAGUCAUGCCAAUCCAGGAGACAGCAGAGACACAGAAAGAGAAAAAAGUCAAAUUGAAAAUGCUAAGUGAAGAAAAUAACUUAAAUUCGGACGAGAUAAGAGAUCUUAUGCAGAGAACCUACUACACUCAAAGGAAAGAAAUAAACCAGGGAAAAGACCUACAAAUUAUGGUGAAGGAGUGGCCCUUCCUGUUUCAGGAAAUUGGUAUGACGAUCCACUUCCAGGAGCUUACUGGAGUAAAUCUACUAGAGACUUUCCAUAAAAAUCUCGAAAAAAAGGGUAAAAGACUUCUGGACUACUUAAGGACUGUCUCGGCCCACAAAAUUAAACGAGUUCUUCAAACUGUCCGAAACCUGGAUAUUCUGAGAGGACAGGUCCAGGGCUGCUCUAAAGAGUUGAAAGAUCUUGUCCUCCUCCUUCUGUCUCAUUUCAAUGACAAAGAGGAAACCCUCUUCCACUAUGUAGAUGAGACAUGCCUAGCAGGAGAAGUAAAAGUGGACAACUUGCCUGUCACACCAUGCUUGAUUGUAUGUGGAACCUCCUGUUAUACUUCCAAGAAUUUUAUGCUUGGCAUUGACGGCAAUGUUGUGAAUGACCAAAUACCAACCUUCACAUCCGCUAUAUGUCUAAUGUUAGCAAGUUACUUUUGCUUCAACAUUCAUUAUCCGACUCAUCUGGCCUCCACACUUGAUUUCAUUCAGAGGUGCUUCCUAAACAUCAAUCCAGACCGGGGGACAAAAGUUGAAACCAAGAAGAAUAAGAAGAACGUGUCAGUGAACCCAAGGGUCCUUACCCUAAUCUCUGAAAUCGCAGAUCAUGAAUGGAGAGGGACAUAUUAAAAUGGACAUAAUAGUCCAGCAGAAAUGUAAAUUCUGAUUUCUUACACACCACUUAUAGAGCAGAAUACAAAUUUCACUGCAAGAAUAUGGUUUGCAAUCUGGAUGGAUAGAAUUUACAUUUAGUUUUCAUAUUUCUUAGUUUUAGGAUCUAUUGAAUUUAUUUUAACAGGCUUGCUGUAUGUUUUGCGGUAAUUAUAAAUGCCUGAAUAUGUAGACAAGUUCAAGACAACAGCUACUUUUGUUUCCAUCAUUGUGAGAGGCUGUUCCUUUAGUUCAGUAAAAUGAGAGAAGAGUGACUUGUAUUAUUUAUUUUAAAAUUGUAGAUUCAUUUAAUUUAGAUGCUCCAUUAAUAUCUCAGCCAGGACUGCAACUAAUGAUUCUUUUGGCUAUCAAUAAAUAUGACAAUCAUUGAAACCCAUA
This is a messenger RNA of Xiphophorus hellerii (green swordtail), 3512 nucleotides long. RefSeq lists its product as uncharacterized. Bases 1527 to 3092 code for a protein of 521 amino acids. The transcript is spliced from 5 exons. Lineage: Eukaryota; Metazoa; Chordata; Actinopteri; Cyprinodontiformes; Poeciliidae. The record is from RefSeq and is a predicted model, not a curated record.